AUGGCUGAAGCUUUACUUCAAGUUGUGCUAGAAAAUCUCACUUCUUUCCUCAAAGGGGAACUUGUAUUGCUUUUUGGUUUACAAAAUGAGUUCCAAAAGCUCUCAAGCAUCUUCUCUACAAUCCAAUCCGUCCUUGAAGAUGCUCAGGAGAAGCAAUUCAACGACAAGCCACUUGAAAAUUGGUUGCAAAAACUCAAUGUUGCUACAUAUGAAGUCGAUGACAUCUUGGAUGAAUAUAAAACUAAAGCCACACUAUUCUCCCAGUCUGCAUAUGGCCGUUAUCAUCCAAAGGCUAUCCCUUUCCGUCACAAGGUCGGGAAAAGGAUGGACCAAGUGAUGAAAACACUGGAUGCAAUUGCUGAGGAAAGAAGGAAUUUUCAUCUGCAAGAAAAGAUUAUAGAGAGACAAGCUGCUAGACGGGAAACAGGCUCUAUAUUAACUGAACCACAAGUUUAUGGAAGGGGCAAAGAGGAAGAUGAGAUAGUGAAAAUCCUGAUAAACAAUGUUAGUAAUGCCCAACAACUUUCAGUCCUCCCAAUACUUGGUAUGGGGGGACUAGGAAAGACCACUCUUGCCCAAAUGGUCUUCAAUGAUCAGAGAGUUACUGAGCAUUUCCAUCCCAAAAUAUGGGUUUGUGUCUCAGAUAAUUUUGAUGAGAAGAGGUUGAUGAAAACAAUUAUAGGAAAUAUUGAAAGAAGUUCUCUUGAUAUCGAGGACUUGGCUUCACUUCAGGAGAAGCUUCAAGAGUUGUUGAAUGGAAAAACAUACUUGCUUGUCUUAGAUGAUGUUUGGAAUGAAGAUCAACAGAAGUGGGAUAAUUUAAGAGCAGUCUUGAAGGUUGGAGCAAGUGGUGCUUCUGUUCUAACCACUACUCGUCUUGAAAAGGUUGGAUCAAUUAUGGGAACUUUGCAACCAUAUGAAUUGUCAAAUAUGUCUCAAGAAGAUUGUUGGUUGUUGUUCAUGCAACGUGCAUUUGGACACCAAGAAGAAAUAAAUCCUAACCUUGUGACUAUCGGAAAGGAGAUUGUGAAAAAAUGUGGUGGUGUGCCUCUUGCAGCCAAGACUCUUGGAGGUAUUUUGCGCUUCAAGAGAGAGGAAAGAGAAUGGGAACAUGUGAGAGAUAGCGAGAUUUGGAAUUUGCCUCAAGAUGAAAGUUCUAUUCUGCCUGCCCUGAGACUGAGUUAUCAUCAUCUUCCACUUGAUUUGAGACAAUGCUUUGUGUAUUGUGCGGUGUUUCCAAAGGACACAGAAAUGGUAAAGGAAAAUCUAAUCGCUAUCUGGAUGGCACAUGGUUUUCUUUUAUCAAAAGGAAACUUGGAGCUAGAGAAUGUGGGUAAUGAAAUGCAUGAUCUCAUCCAUGAUUUGGCUACAUCUCUGUUUUCGGCGAACACAUCAAGCAGCAAUAUCCGCGAAAUAAAUGUAAAAAGUUAUACACAUAUGAUGUCCAUUGGUUUCGCUAAAGUGGUGUCUCCUUACUCUCAUUCACUCAGCUUGGAACAGUUUGUCUCGUUAAGAGUGCUUAAUCUAAGUUACUCAGAACUUGAGAAGUUACCAUCUUCCAUUGGAGAUCUGGUGCAUUUAAGAUACCUAAACUUGUCUGGCAAUCCAAUUCAUAGACUUCCAAAGCAGUUAUGCAAGCUUCAAAAUCUGCAGACUCUUGAUCUACAAUAUUGCACCUUACUUUGUUGUUUGCCUAAAAAAACAAGUAAACUUGGUAGUCUCCAAAAUCUUUUACUUGAUAACUGCUAUGAUUUGAUUUCUAUGCCACCAUGGAUAGGAUCUUUGACAUGCCUUAGGACUCUAGAUUGCUUUGUCAUUGGCAAGAGAAAAAGUUGUCAACUUGGUGAACUACGAAAUCUGAAUCUCUAUGGCUCAGUUGCAAUCACACAUCUUGAGAGAGUGAAGAAGGAUACGGAGGCAAAAGAAGCCAACUUAUCUGGAAAAAUGAAUCUGCAUUCUUUAAGCAUGAGUUGGGAUGAUGAUGAACCACAUAGAGAUGAAUCAGAAGAAGUUAAAGUGCUUGAAGCCCUCAAACCACAUCCCAAUCUGAAAUCUUUAGAAAUCAUUGGCUUCAGAGGAUUCCGUCUCCCAGAGUGGAUGAAUCACUCAGUUUUGAGAAAUGUUGUCUCUAUUACAAUUAGAGGAUGUGAAAACUGCUCUUUCUUACCACCCUUUGGUGAGCUGCCUUGUCUAGAAAGUCUAGUGUUACACAAGGGGUCUGCGGAGGUGGAGUAUGUUGAAGAAGAGGUUAUUGAUGUUGAUUCUGGAUUCCCCACAAGAAUAAGGUUUCCAUCUCUGAGAAAACUUACUGUAGCCAAAUUCCGUAAUCUGAAAGGAUUGCUGAAAAAAGAAGGAGAAGAGCAAUUCCCUGUGCUUGAAGAGGUGGAGAUUGAGCAGUGCCCUGUGUUUGUUAUCCCUACCCUUUCUUCUGUCAAAAAAUUGGAAAUCGCGCGAGAGGCAGAUGCAACAGGUUUCAGGUCCAUAUCUAAUCUUAGGGAUCUUACUUCCCUCUACAUUAGCGAUAACGAAGAAGCUACUUCACUCCCAGAAGAGAUGUUCAAAAACCUUGCAAAUCUCAAAGACUUGACUAUCUCUGAGUUCAAAAAUCUCAAAAAGCUGCCUACCAGCUUGGCUACUCUCAAUGCUUUGAAGAGUCUGAAAAUUGAAUGUUGUGGUGCACUAGAGAGUCUCCCCGAGGAAGGGCUGGAAGGUUUAACUUCACUCACAGAGUUAUCUCUCCAGUACUGUGAGAUGUUAAAAUAUUUACCCGAGGGAUUGCAGCACCUAACAGCCCUCACAAGUUUAACAGUUGAGGGAUGUCCAGAAGUGGAAAAGAGGUGUGAGAAGGGAAUAGGAGAAGACUGGCACAAAAUUUCUCACAUUCCUAAUCUGCAUAUUCGUAACUAUUAG
Messenger RNA from Solanum verrucosum, 2910 nucleotides. Its product is annotated as putative disease resistance protein RGA1. Lineage: Eukaryota; Viridiplantae; Streptophyta; Magnoliopsida; Solanales; Solanaceae. The record is from RefSeq and is a predicted model, not a curated record. Gene Ontology annotation, molecular function: ADP binding; protein binding. The coding region runs from base 1 to 2910 and encodes 969 amino acids. The transcript has 3 exons. Gene Ontology annotation, biological process: defense response to other organism.